AUGGGGGGGUCUACAGCCUUCUCGUAUAAGACAUCCACCGCUCCAACCGACGUAACCAGAUGGUCUGAGGCACAGGAGCUUUUCACGGGGACAAUCUCUGACUCUGACUCCGGGGCCAUCGACCAAACGCUGAUUGGCGACGACGAGAACAUGUAUCUCUUUUUCGCUGGAGAUAAUGGUAACAUCUACCGCUCCAGCAUGCCUCUCUCUUCCUUCCCUGGCUCCUUUGGAGCUGAAUAUGAAAUAAUUCUCACCGACUCCCGCAGCAACCUCUUCGAAGCAGUUCAAGUCUACACCGUCCAAGGUGCAUGCGCAACAACUUUCUUGAUGAUCGUUGAAGCAAUGGGGUCGGAAGGGCGGUAUUUCCGGUCCUUCACGGCGGACAGUCUAGACGGAGAGUGGACAGUGCAGGAGGGUGCGGGGACAGAGAGCAGUCCGUUUGCAGGGAAGGCAAACAGCGGUGCGAGCUGGACCAAUGAUAUCAGCCAUGGAGACCUGGUAAGGGUUACGGCAAAUCAGACGAUGAGUGUUGAUGCAUGUAAUUUGCAGUUGCUUUAUCAGGGGAGGGAUGCCUCAAGUGAUGGGGAGGACUAUGAUUUGCUGCCUUAUCGGCCGGGGCUUUUGACAUUGCAGGUUUGA
Molecule: messenger RNA, 639 nt
Organism: Penicillium odoratum
Lineage: Eukaryota; Fungi; Ascomycota; Eurotiomycetes; Eurotiales; Aspergillaceae
Product: Alpha-L-arabinofuranosidase axhA-2
Exons: 1
Coding region: 1-639 (212 amino acids)
Biological process (GO): L-arabinose metabolic process
Molecular function (GO): alpha-L-arabinofuranosidase activity
Source: RefSeq, a predicted model, not a curated record